This is a messenger RNA of Trypanosoma brucei brucei TREU927, 609 nucleotides long. RefSeq lists its product as hypothetical. The transcript has a single exon. The coding region runs from base 1 to 609 and encodes 202 amino acids. The record is from RefSeq and is a predicted model, not a curated record. NCBI's taxonomy places the organism in Eukaryota, Euglenozoa, Kinetoplastea, Trypanosomatida, Trypanosomatidae.
AUGGUCAAGAAAAUGGGUAGAGACGAAGCUAGGGCUGGUGUGGAGCGACGUCCUCCACCGAUGUUAAAGGCAGAGCGGCAGGCAGCUUUUAGGCGCAAAGUGCGGAACGAGCUGCUGCUCAGCGGUCGCGAACGGAAGGAUGCAGAGAGGCAGCGGAUGGAAGAGUUCCGACGGCUAUGUAAAGCGGAAGGUAUUCAAUCCAAGCGUUUGCAGGAGUACGACGCAAUGCGUGAGGAAGCGGCAAAUAAACUAGGUGAGAAGCUAAAUCAUAUUGAAUAUGAUCAGAGCCUCACGAACGCCGAAAAGAGGAAGCGGAGGUAUAACCUCAAGCGGAAUUAUGCCGGGCAGACGGUGAUGGAUCUCGUGCAGAAACAAGAAAAACAUCACAACGCCUUGACAAAAGUAGAAAAAAUACGAAAGAAGCGACAGGAGGAAAUCGAAGCAGCGAGGGUGGCGAAAAGGGAACGCGAUGAAAUGAAGGUGAAGCGAAUAAAGGAGCGUAUGGCGCAGAACGCCUUGUAUGCGCAAAGAACCCGUAAGGGCCAACCUGUCAUGAGUGGCAGAGUCGAGGCAUUGUUGAACAAAAUUCAACGAAAUCAGCAACAAUGA